Molecule: messenger RNA, 732 nt
Organism: Metarhizium acridum CQMa 102
Lineage: Eukaryota; Fungi; Ascomycota; Sordariomycetes; Hypocreales; Clavicipitaceae
Source: RefSeq, a predicted model, not a curated record
AUGGGCUCUUAUAUCGAUUGGUCCAAGACGACCAAGUCAUCCAAUUAUCGCGGAUCUGGAUCCUUCUCGACGUUUAUGAUCAUCGGACGUAUGCUUGUCUACGAGCGCAUCACGGCGCAACCUAAAUAUUCAUGGGCAUGCAGCACGCUAACGUGGCACUUUGUUGUAGCAACUUGCUUUUUCCUCGGAAUCCUCUUCGCGUCCUUCCCUUACGACUUCCCACUGCUUUGGAGCAAGGAGCCCGUUCCGGCCAGCUACUAUGAUCAGAUCGAGACACACUUGAAGUUCAUUCAUCAGUCGCCGCCCCUCAUCGGACGAAUGCUCAACAUUAUCGUGAGUGUUGGGUUCCUGGGCCUGUUUAUCAAGCUGUUCAGACCUAGCGAGGCCAACUUCCUGUUUGACGGCGCGUCUUUGAUCCUCUACACGAUUGGUGUUGCAGUGUACAUUACCAACAUUGUCAAGGGCCUGCGUACCAUGAGCUCUGGCUACUUUGACAGCGAUGAAUUCAAGAAUGCCAAGGCUAGGUUCGAAGGCGAAGUGAUUCUGGGACGCGAGGACAGCUUGAGGGUGCUCUCUGCCAGCAAUACCAUCUUGGCACUUGUAUUGAUUGGCGUUCUGGUUCUGCAGGCCGGUCAGUGGUAUGCGGAGAAGAGAGAUUCAGACGACGAGGCCGCUCUGGCAGCGAAGAAGGAUGCUCCUGCAAGCAAGGCGGCCACCAAGAAGAAGCAGUAA